CUUGUAAACUUAAAUGAAGGCUUCUGAUUUCAACAAUGUGGGAAACUAUUUUAGCCGGAGUAAAGCAACCCUGAGAUUAUGCCGCGAAACAUGCGAAAGUAUGUCCACAUGCAGAGAUAUUUUGAAGGGUUCGAUGUUCAUGGAAGCAGGAAGCCUGAGCUGGGGGUGUGCGGAGGGGCUGCGGCUCGGAGCGCGCUGGUCAAAGUCGCAAUGCCAUGGCCGUGCCAGUGCCAUUUUAAAUUCAUAUUUACCCACAUCAUUUUUACCACGUUAAUAAUCCAUAUUCCCAUCCCAGAUGGUUAAUUAUUUGGACCCCCUCUGCACCACUACUCUUGCUACCUAGAUCCAUCUUUUUCUUUAUGAAAAACGCGCAUACGUGUGUAUUUCUGUGUCUCCCUGCAAUGCCAGCACGCGUGUGUGUGUGUAUGAAGCCACGGCGAGGGGGGGGCGGGUUGGUUUGGUCUUAUUUUCUGGGGUUUUUUUUUGCUAUCGCACUCUGGAGUCCGAGUGGCAAAGAAUAGCUUUUAUCUCUAUUCCCUCGUGGUGGUUAUUAAAGGCAAAGCGAGCACACCAGCGUCUUUCUUUAAACAAAAAAAUUAAAUAAAUAAAACCACAAAUAAUCCUCCCUCCCCCAAUAAUAUUUCAGGAGCAAAUCUAAGAAGGGAUAUUAGCCCCAGCUCUGCCCGUUUGGUGGCUUUUUCGAAACUCCUGACGUUUUGCAACAUUGCAUAAACAUAAAACAAUCCAUCCUUGAUAUGGAAUGCAAGGGCGGAUGACAGCGCAGCGCAGCCCCCUCGGCUGCGAUUGAUUUACGCCGAGACUGACGCUUUAUCAGGCACACGAAAAAAGUUUGACCAAUCAUUUUGCUGGGAGCUCACAACACAGCAGCCCAACUGUACUUUGUUGGCUGGGAAGUUGGAGAAGGGGGUAGAGUACAAAUCUAGAUCUGUCCUAUAUAUUUUUUUCCCUUCAUUGAACCGUGCUUUGUAUGAUGUCUGAGAAUGUCCAUUUCUGGGACUCUUAGCAAUUAUUAUGUCGACUCUAUUAUAAGUCACGAAAGUGAAGACUCGCCUUCAGCUAAAUUUUCAUCUGGGCAAUAUACGAGUUCCAGGCAAGCUGGGCACAAUGAGCAUCUAGAAUUCCCCUCCUGUAGUUUUCAGCCAAAACCUCCAGUUUUCAGCGCCUCCUGGACUCCUUUGAAUCCACAUUCUUCUGGUACCCUUCCUGCCGUCUACCAUCCAUAUAUUCAACAUCAAAGCGUCCCAUCUGAUAGCAGGUAUCUACGGAGCUGGCUGGAUCCAGUGCCCAGAGCAGAGAACCUCCCCGGGCAGGGGUCUGUUAAGGCAGAGCCGCUGCUGGGCCGUCCCGGGGAUGUCCAUAAACAGGGAACACAGGAGUACAAUUUAGAAACUUCUGCUGCAAGGGAAGGGAUCGUUUCCAAUCAAAGGCCCAGCUUCGAGGACAAUAAAGUUUGUGAAGGAAGCGAAGACAAAGACAGGACAGAUCAAACCAACCCAGCUGCCAGCUGGCUGCACGCCCGUUCCUCCCGGAAAAAACGAUGCCCUUACACCAAAUACCAGACCCUGGAACUAGAGAAGGAGUUUUUAUUCAAUAUGUACCUGACGAGGGACCGUAGACACGAAGUGGCCAGACUCCUCAACCUGAGUGAGAGACAAGUCAAAAUCUGGUUUCAGAACCGAAGGAUGAAAAUGAAGAAAAUGAACAAGGAACAGGGCAAAGAAUGAAAAAAAAACCCAACAACCCAACACAAACAGAAAAGCAGCAUCCCCCCCCUUUCUCUCCCCCCCAGCUCCCCGCCUCCGAGGCCGCGCACCCCCACUCAGUGCUGCCAAACCCUCCCAAACACGAGGGGAAUCCCCCCUUUCCCAUCUCCACCUCUGCAUGAGAGAUGUUGCUUAUUAUUCCCUUUUUUAUCUGCUUAGUAUUGCCACGUAGGAGGCAACUUAGCCCAAACUGCAGCUCCUUUUUGGGGACACAUGCUGGGUUUUGUUUCUGUUCUCUUGUUUUCCUUCUCUUUUUUUUUUCCCCCCUUCUCUUUUCUUCUCCCCGCAGUGGAACACAGACAGAGCUCCCGUCUGAGCAGCAGCUUUCUCCGCUUGCAUUUUCUCCAUAGAAAGCAAGACGGCAAACACAACCGGCCACAAACAGCCCUGGGCCAAGCCCCCACCAAACCUCGCUGCCUUUCUUUAUCCACGUAAGGACAAUGAUUCCCUAUAACACCCACAACACCCCGGCGCGCACACACAACACACACACACGCACUCUCACACGUUGAGGUGGCCAAGGAACCAGACGAUUUAAUUAAACUACUGCAAGACAGACACAUUCGUAAGACUUGCGUUUAAUUGCACCCAACAAAUCAUUUUCAAUUCGCCAACUUUAUACCGGAGUAGCCGGUUAAUGACAGCCCAACUCCCAACCGCGCUGAGUUUCUUUAUUCCCUCCCCCAUCCCUCUUUAUUUUUUUUCUUUAUUUUGUUUUAUUAUGCGGGAUUUUGAUUUGAGUCGAGCCACGGCAGAUAUGUGACUUUGACCUGAAAGUUUUGUAGGAUCUUUACAGGCAAACCUCCUCAUCUGGUAGUUUUAUACUGGGUUACUUGGAAGAGGAGAAAAGCCGGGGAGGGAGGCGAGAGAGUGUGUGUGGGGCACUCUCAGAGCCGCAUUGUAAAUUAUUUAGGAGAAAAAGGGGCGGAAGAACCCCUGCCAACUCAUUCCUAACUUUUAGAGGAGAGAAAGAAUGGGGUUUUCUAGUUAAAAAACUACCUUAGUAGAGCUAUAAGGGACGGGGAGGUUGUGUUCUUAGUGCUAGCAUAUUUAUAAUUUAUUGUGAAUUGACUUUUCCUAAAGCAGUAGGCUGUUGCAGAGAUAAAGUGCCAACCCUACCCUGUGUGUGUUUCUUCCCCCUCCUGUUCGCUGAGAUGCUUUUAAUACUUGAAUGUCGGUGGGGUUUUUUGGGGUGGGGUUGGUUUGGGGUUCUUUUUUCCGCCUGAAGCAAGCUCCCGGCAUGUUUUCCCUCUGCCACCCGCUCUCCUGCGGGGCCCACCCAGCGCCUCCCGGGGCAGGAGCCCGGUCCCGCGGGUGGCACCUGGGGAUGCGGCGGCUCCAUCCUCAUCCUCACCCCGAAGAAGCAUUUAAAAUAAGAAAUCUAGACCUUGCCGCUCUCCUGUCAUGGAGCCGAUUCCUCAUGUGACAGAUCCGCUGGAGCUUUCUCCAUCCCGCCCGUGCGGGACCGGUUUCCCUUUAUCUCU
Molecule: messenger RNA, 3268 nt
Organism: Cuculus canorus (common cuckoo)
Lineage: Eukaryota; Metazoa; Chordata; Aves; Cuculiformes; Cuculidae
Gene: HOXB9
Product: homeobox B9
Exons: 2
Coding region: 1002-1745 (247 amino acids)
Biological process (GO): DNA-templated transcription; proximal/distal pattern formation; regulation of transcription by RNA polymerase II
Cellular component (GO): nucleus
Molecular function (GO): RNA polymerase II cis-regulatory region sequence-specific DNA binding; DNA-binding transcription factor activity, RNA polymerase II-specific
Source: RefSeq, a predicted model, not a curated record